Somion occarium is the source of this 2695-nucleotide messenger RNA. The record is from the annotation of a GenBank genome assembly. NCBI's taxonomy places the organism in Eukaryota, Fungi, Basidiomycota, Agaricomycetes, Polyporales, Cerrenaceae.
GCGUCUUUAUUCCCGCCGACACAACUUCUCGAUCUUCCACUACUAGCUAACCAGUCGGGUUCUCUACGCUUAAGUAUCUCCUCUUUCUUCAGUAUAAGUUCGCAUAUCUAGCAACGGAAGUAUUACAUAUACACUGCGCCCUCGUUCUUAACCAUGAGGCUGGCCUCAAUACUCAUGCGGUUGCCGCAUACCUUACUCGUUACCUCCCUUGCGUUGGCCGCAGCGGCUUUGCCAGUCGAGUCAUCAUCGGUUGAGCUUCUAGUGCUUACGCCAGAUAACUUUAAUGAAACCACCUCGCACGGAGUCUGGUUCAUUGAAUAUUUCUCACCAUAUUGCCGGCACUGUCAGAAAUUCGCGCCUACAUGGACAGAACUGGCUGAGGAAAAUCAAAAGUCUGAGAACCCGGGCAUACGUCUUGCUCAAGUGAAUUGUGCAGUCCAUGGCGACUUGUGCAGGGAGAAUGGCGUGGAUGGAUACCCACAAAUGAAUGUCUACAAAUAUGGAAAAUACAUGGAGACCUUCAACCAAGUCCGGGAUCCCGCCAUAAUUAGAAAGUUUCUCUCCGAACAUGCUGAACCUCCACUCGCUUCUGCAGCGCCGGCCGUCCCGACCACUACUGCCGCUAUACAACCUGCGCAGACACAUGUUUCAUAUGACACAAUACUACCGCCCGUGUCUGAUAGGCUACUCAAUCCUACCGGAACUGUUUUGUCCCUCAACGAGAAGACUUUCUUUGACACUAUUAGUCAUGGACAUGUCUUCGUUAAGUUCUUUGCUCCUUGGUGUGGACAUUGCAAAAAACUUGCGCCCUCAUGGACCGAGCUUGCACGACACAUGAAGGACAAAUUGACAAUCGCAGAGGUUAACUGCGAAGAUCAUGGAGCUCUGUGUCGGACCCAAGAUGUUUCUGGAUACCCGAUGCUGUUCUACUACUCCGGCAAUAAGAAGGACAGCAAGACCGAGUAUACUGGAAGCCGGAAGCUUGAACAACUGAAAGCAUUUGCUGAGAAAUUGAUUGGGCCCCCUGUCCAAGAGCUCAAGCCUGAAGAUCUCGACAGGGUCAUUAAUGAACAUCCCGUCGUGUACCUUCUGCUACACCCGGCAUCCGAUGCAAAGGCUCUCGAAAUGGUUGUCGAAAACUCGAAGAUUCUUUUCGGCUCUCCCCCGAUUUAUGUUUCAAGCUCUCCAAGGCUUUUCCAACACUUCUCACUCGACUCAUCCAGACCUUACCUGCUAGCAUUGAAGGAUAAUGAUUCCGGUGUCCCCGUAACCAUUUACGAAUUUCACUGGUCGACUGCUGCGGAUGAUAAGGAAAUUCUGCGUCAUUGGCUCCUGUCAAAUCGUCUACCGAUAUCGAUGGAGCUUGACUCAGAUACAUUCCAGGAAGUGAUGAAUGCUCCCAAUAAACCCCUCGUUGUCAUCGCUGCUACUUCCGAGGCGAAUCUGCCCGAAAUCAUUGAGAGACUUAAGGAUGUGGCAAAACGGUGGCGAGCAAAUAAAGGCGCCACGAACGUUGUUUUCACUUGGAUGAAUUCAGAUAAGUGGACCAAGUGGCUCAAGAGCAUGUAUGGUAUCAGUGGUGAUGGUGUGGUUGUUGCUGAUCAUGCGCGUUUAGUAUACUACGACAGCGACCAGUAUGGUGGAAAGAUUCAGCUUUCUCCGGCUAGCAUUUCCUCUGCACUCUACGGAGCGAUCACAGGAACAAUGCCCUAUAAGCACUCAGAAAACGUCAUCGAACGUUUCGCACGAUACGUGAACCAGAAACUUAUGUCCCUCGAGCAACUAAUUGCACAUCAUCCAUGGCGAUUCGUGUUUGCCGUCGUCAGCAUUCUUGCCCUGGUCGUUUUGUUCAUCAAACGAUUAGUGUGGGACGAGACCAUGGACGACUAUUAUCGAGGAAGGGGAGGUGAUAAGCUCACUCGCAAGUCUGCUCGACUUGAUUGACAUUGUUUCAAUUGUGCGAGAUAUUUAUUGGCACGCUUUCACUGAUUACCAUCUCAUGACUUUGGGGUAUUCAUGUUUCUGUCUUGUAGGCUACGUAUCUUUGGUGUCGGAUGGACGAUUAGGAUAUAAUUUUAUGAUCACGGCCUUCUAUUCGCACCGUGGUUGGUCUGAUGGCAGUCUUUCAUACGCUCUACACAUCACAAGCUUUCAUCGGACGAGACUUGGGACACCGAAGCAUAUCUUCUCGGCCGGACUUGGAAGCAUACAUUAUAUCAUUCGAAUACGAUGAUGGGCGGGGUACUAUAAUACGGAUAAAGAUGCAACUAUGAAGCGGGAACAAGAAACAACAAGCGAAACGAAUGUGAGGACAACAGGAAGUCUCUAUGCUAAUCCGAACUCCUUUCUAACCGGGGGCACCAUAAGCGUUUUGCCCUUUAAUAAUUUCGUCAGCCAAUCACCCACGAUAACUCCCCAGAGAAUACCCAAAUAGCCCGAACCCCCGCUCUACAAAGCAAUGUCUGUCAACACGAAGUGCAUGGAACGCAGGCAGUGAAUGACUUGCCUUCCCGAGAGGGACCACAAUCAUCUCAGGACUACCCUUAUAGACCUUGCUUAGCGGUUGGCCAGUAAGGUAGCUUUGUAUAUUUGCAGCAACAACGUCGGCGUGCGCCUUGGUCUUGGCGGCUUGCUUCUGUUCAGGCCAAUCGAUGAUGUCACCCAAAGCAAACACGCUUGGAUGAUUUACCACCUC